CGCAGCCCCGCGCAGCCCCGAGCCGGGCCCGGCUGAGCAGCGGAGCCCGCAGCCCCCAGCGGCUGCGCCCAGCUCCAUGAAUGGAAAUCGGCAGCGCAGGACCCGUCGGGGCCCAGCCCCUCCUCAUGGUGCCCAGACGUCCCGGCUAUGGCACCAUGGGCAAACCCAUUAAACUGCUGGCCAACUGCUUCCAAGUUGAAAUCCCAAAGAUUGAUGUCUACCUCUAUGAGGUGGAUAUCAAACCAGAUAAGUGUCCUCGGAGGGUGAACAGGGAGGUGGUGGACUCAAUGGUGCAGCAUUUUAAAGUGACAAUAUUUGGGGACCGUAGACCAGUGUAUGAUGGGAAAAGAAGCCUCUAUACAGCCAAUCCACUGCCUGUGGCCACAACUGGGGUGGAUUUGGAUGUGACAUUGCCAGGGGAAGGCGGAAAAGAUCGUCCCUUCAAAGUGUCAAUAAAGUUUGUUUCUCGGGUGAGCUGGCACUUGCUGCAUGAAGUUUUGACAGGAAGAACCUUGCCUGAGCCUCUGGAACUAGACAAACCUAUCAGCACUAACCCUGUUCAUGCUGUCGAUGUGGUGCUACGACACCUACCCUCCAUGAAGUAUACCCCUGUGGGCCGCUCCUUUUUCUCAGCUCCAGAAGGCUAUGAUCACCCCUUGGGUGGCGGUAGGGAGGUCUGGUUUGGAUUCCAUCAGUCUGUUCGGCCUGCCAUGUGGAAGAUGAUGCUCAAUAUUGAUGUUUCUGCCACUGCCUUCUACAAAGCACAACCUGUAAUUCAGUUUAUGUGUGAAGUUCUUGACAUUCAUAAUAUUGAUGAACAGCCAAGACCUCUGACUGAUUCUCAUCGGGUAAAAUUCACCAAAGAGAUAAAGGGUCUCAAGGUAGAAGUGACUCACUGUGGAACGAUGAGAAGGAAAUACCGCGUUUGUAAUGUAACAAGAAGGCCUGCAAGUCACCAAACCUUUCCUUUACAGUUAGAAAACGGCCAGACAGUGGAGAGAACAGUAGCACAGUAUUUCAGAGAGAAAUACAACCUCCAGCUGAAAUACCCUCAUCUUCCCUGCCUACAAGUGGGACAAGAACAGAAACACACCUACCUGCCUUUAGAAGUAUGUAAUAUUGUAGCUGGCCAGCGGUGUAUCAAGAAGCUGACAGACAAUCAAACAUCGACCAUGAUAAAGGCCACAGCGAGAUCUGCUCCAGAUAGGCAGGAGGAAAUAAGCAGAUUGGUGAGAAGUGCAAAUUAUGAUGCAGAUCCGUUUGUUCAAGAGUUCCAGUUCAAAGUCCGGGAUGAGAUGGCCCACGUGACGGGGCGCGUGCUCCCCGCUCCGAUGCUGCAGUAUGGAGGACGGAAUCGAACAGUGGCAACCCCAAGCCAUGGAGUAUGGGACAUGAGAGGGAAGCAGUUUCACACUGGUGUUGAGAUCAAAAUGUGGGCCAUAGCUUGCUUUGCAACACAGAGGCAAUGCAGAGAAGAAAUAUUGAAGGGUUUCACAGACCAGCUGCGCAAGAUCUCCAAGGACGCAGGGAUGCCCAUCCAAGGCCAGCCCUGCUUCUGCAAAUACGCCCAGGGUGCAGACAGUGUGGAGCCCAUGUUUCGACACCUCAAGAACACCUAUUCAGGGCUGCAGCUCAUCAUUGUCAUCCUGCCAGGGAAAACACCAGUGUAUGCGGAGGUGAAACGUGUGGGAGAUACACUCUUGGGAAUGGCCACGCAGUGCGUUCAAGUCAAGAACGUCAUUAAAACAUCUCCACAGACCCUAUCAAAUCUGUGCCUGAAGAUUAAUGUUAAACUUGGAGGAAUCAACAACAUCCUUGUACCUCAUCAACGACCCUCUGUGUUCCAGCAGCCAGUGAUCUUUUUGGGAGCUGAUGUCACUCACCCUCCUGCUGGAGAUGGGAAGAAGCCUUCUAUAGCUGCUGUUGUAGGUAGUAUGGAUGCUCAUCCAAGCCGGUACUGUGCCACAGUGAGAGUUCAGCGACCCCGGCAGGAGAUCAUCCAAGACCUAGCCUCCAUGGUGAGAGAGCUCCUCAUCCAGUUCUACAAGUCAACACGGUUCAAGCCCACACGUAUCAUCUUCUAUAGGGACGGGGUCUCUGAAGGACAGUUUCGCCAGGUUUUGUAUUAUGAACUGCUAGCCAUUAGAGAAGCCUGCAUCAGUUUGGAGAAGGAUUACCAGCCUGGAAUAACCUAUAUUGUGGUGCAGAAGCGACAUCAUACACGGUUGUUCUGUGCUGACAGAACAGAAAGGGUUGGACGAAGUGGCAAUAUUCCAGCUGGAACAACUGUAGAUACAGACAUUACACAUCCGUAUGAGUUUGAUUUUUACCUCUGUAGCCAUGCUGGAAUACAGGGUACCAGCCGUCCCUCACACUAUCAUGUUUUGUGGGAUGAUAACUGUUUUACUGCGGAUGAACUCCAGCUGCUGACUUACCAGCUCUGCCACACGUAUGUGCGCUGUACACGAUCAGUUUCUAUACCUGCACCAGCGUAUUAUGCUCACCUGGUAGCAUUCAGAGCACGAUACCAUCUCGUGGACAAAGAACAUGACAGUGCUGAAGGAAGCCAUGUUUCAGGACAAAGCAAUGGGAGAGACCCGCAGGCCCUCGCGAAGGCUGUACAAAUUCACCAAGACACCUUACGCACGAUGUACUUCGCUUAAAUCAAUAGACGGGGAGCAUACUCACUGAAAGGAAGAACUGAACAAUUAAGCCACAUACAAUGUAUGUUUCCAGUGGGGUUGGUUUAGGGGGUGUGCCUCCGAUCGUGCUGAAGUUGAUGCUGUGCAGGGGUGAGAGGCUAAACCCUUAAAUUGACGCAAGGAGGAUUGUUUACUUCAUUGAGGAACACAGCACUAUUAUGCAAUAUGAAACCAGCCAACUGCUUUCUUGGUGCGGGCUCCUGUAGGCAGCACCACCAUCAUGUUUUAGUUUCGUUUCUUUUUUGACUCUCGUAGUUUAACCCUCUUUAAAAUGCCUUUACCUCAAGUUGCUCGGCAGCACAACUGCAAAAAACACAAAGAAUAAUGAGAAAAUUGAUGGUGUACUUUAAAAGAGCAAAGCACCUCUCGAGGAACAGUCCCAAGGAUUGUUUGGGAAGUGUGCAAAAAAAACUCCCCGAAACAACGAGUUUUGUACCCCCACUGCAUUGAAGAAUCUUUCAGUAUUGCCAUUAAGCAUUCAGAUGUCAACAUAUCCAAGUACAUUUGAAUGCACAUCACUAAUUAGAAACGGCUGAUUGGGGGGAAGAUGUUUUGCACACUGACCCAGCAAUUCGAGCCUAGUUUAGCCAACUGCUGCCUCUGUGUCUUUCUUCACAGCUUUGGAGUUCUUGGCUCCAAUAGUUCCCUUUCUAAAAGCAAACAAAGAAGCUAGUGGUAUUAUGUGCAGGCAGUAGUGAUCCAAACUCGUCUUGCUCCCUGGUGAAUUUACUAAAGCUGCUGUUUUACCUAGUCCAAAAGUUUCAAUUCUUUUCUAUCUGGCAAGUCAAAUAUAGUGAAGCUUCACGUGAGAUCCAGUGUCCCACGUUUUCUGGGAUGACACCUACUAAACACCAGAACUGAAACUUUAGAGCUGAGGUCUUUCUGGGAAAAAAAAAGAAAUGCUAGUUUACUUGCUGCCUCUCACACCUUAAUGUGAUUUCAUAAUGUAUGUGUUUUUGAAGUUUAGCUUCCUUUUGUUUCUUUUAUAUUUAUUAGAGUAAUAAUAAUGCUUUAAUUUAAUGAUGACAGAACAUAUGGUCAACAUCAACUUUUAUUUUUUAGAAAUGUAACCAUGUUUAUUUUGAAAAGCAACUGACAACUCGUUUUGCUAUCUUUUAGUGCAAUAAGCGUUCUAAAGGAAAACUGUGUCCAUUGAGCUGUGCUGAAGCAGUGUUUGUACCACUAACUGUGGAAGAAUGGACACCUCCAUGAUUUUAAAAGGACAAAGUAAAAGCCUUAAUUUUGAAAGGAAAGUUUUAUAGUCAGAAGGAAUCUUGAAUUUUCCUUUUUUAAAUCAAAAACAAUAGCAAAAAUGCUUCUAGAACUCUGCAAGCUUUACUUGUCACUGCAGGAUUUUGAUUUAACAAAGGAACGGGCCUUAUUUUUGGCUUUGAAAUGUGGAAGAUAUUUGAAUUAAAUGGAAAGAGUUUUUUAUUAAGCUCUAAGUUUAUACAUGUGUAGCUAAAUCUAUUUGACAUCACUGAAAUGUCUGGAAUUAAUAGAAGUUUUUAGGCUUUUUUCCUCUUUGAUAAUGACUUUCCUUUUAAAAUUAAGUUAUUGGUAACUUCAUUUCACUUUGCAAAUAAAGAGGGCUGGGAUAGUUCUAACAUGUUAAAUCACUGAAAUGUGAAACAAAUUAAUGGGACUCUUUCAUUCCACUUUAAAGGUAAAACAAUAUUUAAGAUGUCAGAGACAAGCAUUUAUUCAACGAGGGGACUGGGGAGUUUUGCACUUUGUAAACUCGUGAACUGCAUUUUUGACUGUUUUUAUUUGCACUGGUUCAUAGUAUAUAUACUGCAGAUCCUUUGUAUGGGCAUUGCUGUUAUCCCAGCCCUUCUGAACUCCACCUGCUCUCCACAUGAAAACCAGUGGGUUGGUUUAAGUAGCUCCUCUCCUUUCAUUCUCAUGAAAUCCGCUGUUUGCCAAUAUACUGUAUUUUGAGCCUAAAAUCUGAGCCCAGUUUGCUUCAACAGGCAUGAAUCUCCCCUUUUUUUUUCUGCCAGAAAACACAAGUACUGUAUUUUGUGCAUUUGCAUAUUGUAUUGAAGUGUACGUAGCGCUGUUCACACCACUGUCUCAAAGAGCUUUACCAAACCGCUAGUGUAUAUACAUAUUUUAUCGCCCACUAUCAAGGAGGAUCAUGUAAAAAAAGACUAACUUUGCAACGUUCAAUUGCACUGGAAUAGCUGUGACAGUGGGCAGCUGGCUCGGGGAGCCUCAGAGAGAAGGCAGGACAGGAUCAAGGGAGGCUCAGCAGGCCAGGAUGUGUCCGGGGAUCCCUGGGGCCUGGGGAGCCGUGUGCCUUCAUCGGCUGCUCCCACAGACCCCCAGCCAUGCUCCUUGACCUCUUAAUGCACUUGCCUUUCAGCCCCUUCAGCUAAACCUGCUGCAGGAAAGAACUAGAGCAGGAUGCUUUCUGAGGCAGUCUCUCCGACGUUUUCCCUCCUCUGUGACCUGACAGUUCUCUCACAGAAGCACUCGAGCUUGUGGUUCCGUUUGGAAAAGGGUCAGCUUAGGCUUUUUACAGACAAUUGUUUUGAAAUAGAUAAUUUUUUUAACAAAACCCAAUAUUUUACAGAGACUUCUUGUGCAUUUCUGGCAUCCGGAUGAAAAUUCCUUUCUAAAACAGUCUGUUAAAGCUCCUUUCAGAGACACCAUCUGCUUCUCAUCCUGCCCACACUCAGUGACUACGAUUUGAGAAGCUUUUUUGGCUUGCUACUUUCACCCAGACCUAAACUAAGGAGACUUCAGUGGGAACAGGACUUCAGUGGCUUGUCGAGCUAGCGUUUCACCUGGUUUUCAUGUGAAGAGUAUUUGGAAGUUUUAAUCUCUACUCUUGGUUUUGCAAAUAUCUACGUCAAGUGCCGAUACUUAUUUGUAUUACAAUAUCAAGUUACUGACGUUGUGAGGGCCACACAUUUAUGAUGCUGUAGCUGCUAUAUUUAUUUAAAUGGAGAUGGACAAUUACUGCACUAAGGAAUGAGGAGAAUAAGCAAGGAAUCAAGGUUAGUUAGAGAUCUUGGUUUGUUUUUUCAGAAGAAAAUUAAUGGUGUGAAAUAUCAAGUGUAACAAAGGGUGCUGUCAUUUUAACUGAGAUUAAAUAGCCAGAUAUUCUUCCUUUGUUUAAGAACAUAUAUAUUUUGAUGUUUGCAGUUGGGGGGGGGGUGGGAUAAAUGGUACCUCAUCUGUGGUGGCAGUUUCCAGUAUAUUUUCAGAGUAUAUGGAUUUCUUUUAUUUUUGUACCUGCUCUCCUUUAAAAAAAAAAUAGAAAAAAAAAUUAAUCUCAAAAGCUUAUGUGCUGUUUGGGGAAAUCUUGAGUGAGAUUCCCAGAUCCCCCCUCUGCCUGGGAGCUGUCUGUGUAUGGUCCAAAGAGGGAUGUGGGUGAUGGCUGACAGCUCUCUACUUCCUUUGCAGACAGCCCGGCCUCGGGUUUAUGCCAAUCUAGACAGACGGUUCCUGUCUCCUAGGCUGCUGUACCAGUUACUGCAGGAGACCUCACUUGUACCUAACAAGUGCCACUAAUUGCUCCUGUGGUGGGAGCACGCACAAGGGCCCAGCCCUGGGCUGGGCAAGGGGAGCCUUUGGGCAUCAGCCACACGAACCUGCUGCACUGGUACCGUGCCAGCAGCCGGAACCGCUCCUGGGGCCGGUGCAGGGCUCUGUGACCUAGCAGAAAGCCAGCCAAAACCUGUGCUCUGGCGACUAGUAGAUCCAGCUUUGGAGAGGAAAGUAGAGUGUUGUGUGGUUGAGGCGUUCAGCUUGCAACAUCUGCUGUCAGAACGAUGAACUCCACUCGAAGUAGCUUCUUUUUCCUUUGUAGGGCAAUUCAGCUGUGGCCAUUUGACUCAGGAUCGCUGUGUUAGUGUUCAGUGUGGAAUCUGGUUAAACGUGUCCAGCAGUUGUUUUAUAGCCUUCAUUCUGGCAUCUUUUUGGAAGUUUGUUGGCCACAGAAAUGGUUUUCGGGAGUAAAAUGGGUUUCUGGAAGCUGUCAGUCAAACUGUUUCAAGAUGCUAUUGGUCCUAAAGUAGUUUCACUUCUCCAUGUAUGAAUUUUUGUCCUAUAAAAUGCUCAAUGUAAGAUACUGGAUAGUCAACUUCUGUACGAAUUCCAGCUACGAAUACUGAUUUUCUACUAGGCUUGAAAUCCACUGUGGAGAAAUUCCAAGCUCAGCCUAUGUUUAAAAAAGCUUGAGGCCUUUUUUUUAUAUAUAUAUAUGUACUUUCUUCAUAUCUUGUCUUCUUUCAGUUUUAUCCCUUUUGUGAACUGAGGGUUUAGAACCUUCCUCAAAGCACUUUUAUAACCAAGGAAUCAAAAGCUCCAGUUAUGUACAUUGAAACUAUACAUUCAGCUUUCAGAGAGCAUUAUUUCUAGCUGGCCAUCCCGGUGUCUGGUCACACCAGGCAGAUACUGUCCCUUUCCAUGCUGUGGUGUUCCGUGGCUGCUCCUGGCAGGUUGAUUGGAUCUAGUGGGAAAAAUCUGUUAGGGUGUCAAAGGGAAAGAUUCCUGUCUGGCUUUUCUACUUUAGACCGAUACUGGGCACUAGGGUAUGAUCUUUGUUUCGGCCCAUGUUCAAAUAAAGCUUUAUUUAGCCAAUUCACACAUUGUUUUUUGUAAACCUGAAAAGAUCAUGGUUAGAGCUUGAGCUUUUCGAUGCUUUCUGCUAGUAGAAGGUUUUGUACUGUCGGUAGUUGUGAGAUGGGUACAGGAUCCUACACUUUACCUCCUUAGCAGAGUCUCAAGAGUCCUGAUCUCUAUGACACUACAACAAAACCAAAUUGUUGUCCCCAAGUAGGCAAAGGUGCAUGUGGAGGGGAAGGAGUUGAAGGGAGAGGCUUGUGAGGGAAGAUCUCGAAGCAUUGGUUUUAUGGAAACAAGGGUGUUGAUGGAGAGGUGCCAUCCUCGUGCCCUGGCCUUUUCCUGUCUUGUCUGAGGUACCCCCUCACCUCACACGGGUAGUUAACAUAGGGUCCUUUUAAAACCAAGCAGUUCCACUGUUUAAAACUUGGAGUGAUCUUUAUUUUUUUUAAGCAAGACAGUCCUCAGAAAGUGCCUUUUUAGAAGAUGGUGCUGUAGAUUUUUAUUUUCCAGUUGUACGUGGCUGAAAAUCUAAGAUAAAUUAUUGAAAAUGCCAAGUGUUUGAUGGUAUCUUUCAGGUACUUUCAAGCAUCAGCUUCUCUGAGUCAGGACCAAGAAUAACCAGGAAGGUGUUUUCCCUUGGAGGGAGAGGCAUUGAGGAGCGAUCACCAAAUUCAGGAUCAGGUUUGAUUUGGUCAAUGCAAUUCACCUCUUCACACUGAGGGGAUUUGGGGAUGGAAAUGUAGAAGCAGCAGCACGGGAGUCUGGGCGAUGUAAUCAGUGCUGAAGGGGAAUCAAUAGCUACUGAAGGAUGUCAUCUCUUCGGCGUAGCGUGCUCCCAAAGAUGUAGACAAACUCAAAGCUGUCUCUGAAGGCUUAGGAGAUGGUCAGUCCUAAGCAAAUUUGUUUGGGUGGUUAAAGGAGUGGUGUGCCAUGUAUCGAUGGGCCUGGGGGUACCAAUACACUGGGUGGGAUGGGCAGUGCUGCCCCACUCAGGGCUUGGGUCCAUGGUGAGUUUGGUGAGCAUUCCUCCGGUCAGGAAAAGUUGUAGACUAGACUAUUAAACACUGCACCUCAGUAACCUUGUAAUGCUGCAUAAAGUAAUAAUAAUAGCAAAGUUCUGCUUUGAUUACACUGUAAUGUGCUUGCACAUGCCUGCAAAAAAUACACAACUUUCGUUUUUGUAACGGUCUUAACAGCAGUUUUCAGACUUCUUUUCAUUUAUGAUGAACCUUGUCCUUUAUUGUGGUGUUCCUGUAUAUUUAUUGGUAAUCUCUGUGCAGCUCAUGGGUCUGUGUGUCUGGUCUGUGUGUUGCUUUUAACACUUACUUUUAGGAGGGAGAAGUUUCUGAAUGUUUGGGGUUUCUUCUCCAAGGUCAGCUUAACUAGUCCUGUUUGAGAGGAGACAAUAAAACACCUUCCUAGACAGAGUGCUUCAGUUGGUACCUUGUUUCUUUAAAGCAGAAAUGAGUUUAGGUUCAUUUUGUUACUGUUCAUACAGUAUUGGGCAUUUCACAUGUGGAAUAUCUUGAUGUCGGUCAGGAUAUUUUUGAAUAUCAGGAGCUUAAGCGCAAAACUCCCGCUGUUAUUGCAAGUGGCAUCUUGGCAGGAAGAAGUUCAUGUCCAGACUCUUUUAGGACUUAGCAGAGCUUUUUGACAUCUCUUAAUUUGAUUGAUGAGAUAUUUGGGGUCACCAUUCCCCAAGCGGGGCAGUGACCCACACCUCGGUGUUGAAAGGGAUGCUCAGCACUCCCGCUGCCCACCGAGGCUACGGAUCAAGUAUUUUUUGCUGUGUAGAUUUCUUCUGAUUCAAGUUAGAGAAAUGAACUGAUGUUUCUUGUAGUUUGUUACCAACCUUCUUGUCUUACUACAGUGCCCAAUGCCACUUGGUAUUUAAGCUUGCAAUGAUGUUAAGUUAUUUUAUCUUCCUGAUCUCUUAAUGUUACUAGGCUAGGAUUUAGAAAGCAUCUUUUCAGUCUAAAGUCUGAGCCAAAACUCUGUCUUCUGUCCCUGUUAGUGAUAGGUGUUUUUAUCUUUUAGACAAAAAGGGCCAAAAAUCUUGCACCAUCAGCUUGUUUGCAGCAAUACUCUCUUCCCUUGCCUAUCAACCAGUUUAUUUUCUAUCUACAUUUCACUAACACCUGAAGCUGUUGAGAUUUAGAAGGAAGUUGCUGCCUCUUCUUUCUACCAACAGAAAUGGACUUUGCAUCUAAUGAUGCUGGUUUCUGUUGGGCACGGAUCUCCUCCUAGAAGUCUUGCUUUGGUCGUGAUGAACUGUAGCACCCCUGGGUUUAAUCACAGUAGAAAUGUUCUGUAUGUUUCUGUUGAAGUCAUUGGAGGGUGCAUGGGGAUUUAAAGUAUCCCAUUUAAAUACAAGCUAAUAAACUGCUGAAGAUGUAGAUACUCUCUUAAAAUACUUCAAAUAUAAAAAGAAAAGCCAAAUGACAAACCAAAAACUCCGCAGUAACCUAAUUCACGUGGAUAGUUUUAACUCAUCCUCCUUCCUGGCAAAGUUUGAGACUGAGGAUUUGCUGUAAUUGAUGCUCCUCACAGUAAAUGGUGCUGGGAUUAAUCCUAAAGCUGAGCUGACUGAGCUGUGUGCUUUGUGAAGUGGUAGUGGUGACUGUGCUGUUAAACCAACAGUAAGAAGCUCUAAAACAUGCAAGGAGGAAACUUGUGUCUGUAUUGAAAAAGCUGGAUAUACUGCAAAAAACUCAUGCUGCUAAAGCCUUGUGAACCUGUCUCUUUGUACCCACAGUUUACCCUGAAAGACCUUACAUGACUACUUCAAAAACUAAGGGGAAAAAUGAGGGAAAAAGCAUUUUCCUGUAUUUGAGUGCCUGUUCACAUCCUACAAGGCCAGUGCUGAGAAGCAGGUGGCAGUGCCUGUAACAGCUGUAUAACUAAAUCAAACUGUGUUUUAUAUCUCAACCUUUUACCUGGUUUGAAGCAGAUGCAGGUUCCAGCAGAUCGGUGCUAUCUGAAACAGCAGAGCUGAGGGGUUUGUGAGCAGUAUCUGACCCCUCCAGACAACACAGAUGCUCUGGUAGGUUUCUGGUUGCAGUUUUCAUGCAGUUCACACUGAAGUGUGCCUGGCUACCAAGAAAAACAGCAGCAGGCAGUUGUGGGGUUAAUUCUGCUGUAGCACUACAGUUGCUCUGCUUUUCCUCAGCUCUUACCUACCUCCCUGUUCCCUUAGGCAGGAUGCUCUCCCUCGCUGCCUGUGUAGAACUAGCCGUGUGGAGGAUGCUGUGGCUAUGUGGAAGGUGAAUCAGCUCUGGAUGUGGGAGAGGUGUGAUAGCGAUGAAAGCAACAGCCUGUAGAAAUAAAGGACUGGGUAGGAGUUGGGUGGAUGUGAGGAUUUUCCCACUUCAGGGAAAUCAAUGGGAACAUCAAACAUGAGCUGAGGUGUCCUGAUCUGUUGGUGUCAGACUUGAGCUCACCAAGAGCGAGCAUGUGCCUUUUUCUGAUCAAGAACAGAACUGGGAAAACUUGGGUUUGCAUUGGUAGGAUGGUUAGUAUGACUCUUGAACUGGUUUUAAAGCUUGAAGUCCUUGGUCAGGAUGGAGUUGGGUUUGUGUUGAAUUACUUAAGCAAAGUGAGCCCUGAAUUAUUUGUGAAUUAGAACUACCCAGAGAGGAGAAGCCUCUAAAAGAAGUGGCUUCUGGAGAGUAUUGUCAUCAAAUAAACGUAAUUCCUGGUAGACUUGCAAUUUGUGUUUCUCUAUCUAAUGAGAAUCAUUAAUUCUGCCUUUAUCUGAAUGCUGCCUGUCCAGUAAUGUCUUCACUCUUUACCAUGCUCCUGCAGCUUUCCAUACACUCCAUUGCUUCUUCCCCCGCAUUCCCCUUUGGUAGUUGUAAGGACAAGAAGAAUGUUGGGCAGGGAAUGUCAGGGAGCAGAGGUCUGAUUAAGUGUGGGAAUGUGGAGGUGAGGAUUCAACAUCAUCCUUCAGGAACCAGUUUUGCCAGCAGCUGAGGGUAGUGGUGUCUGUAGAAAACCGUGUGGUCUCUGGGGUAUGGAAGGGGUUAGCAAAGUGGUACACGGGGAGAAAAGAUCCCCUAUCCUCUGAUACCAAGGUACUAGGAGAGGGAAGGCUCUUACAGACUGUGUGCUGUGCUAAAGUGAGCACCUGUGUCCUUAGAUGCUACUUUGGGCUUAAAGCUGCUAAAAAAGUGGAUUUUUCAGACCAAAAUCAAAGAGCUUUUCAAAUCGGUUGGUUUUGGUGCAGGUUUGUGAUACUGGUGAGUUAUCCGGCCGGGAACUCUGGUCUCAGUGCUGGCUCUGAAAUGGUUUCUCUCCCUGACCUCGGCUAAACCACCCUGCCUCGCUUUUCACCCUAUCUAGAAAACAUUUCUGAUGAUUCACAUGGCCUUAUGAGAGCUAGCUCUUAGUGUUCUGAGGAGGAACCACGAUGUGGAAGCGCUGUCUCCUCUACAGAGCUGAGCACCUUCUUGCAUCUUCAGCAAAUACAGUUCUGUUCAGAGCCCAUCUCUUACGUGAGGAUGUGCUCUACACUUAAUCUCACUGCAGCUCUGCCAAGGAAGGCUGUUGGGUUUGGUCCCAUGGUGUUUUUACCUGUUGCUUUCUUUUAAGGAAAUCCAUUUGUUGCAGAACAGACUGUCAGCGAGCAAUCUCAUUUAAAUGCAAGUUGGGCUUUUUUUUUCCAUUGCUGAGGAUUAUGUAAAUCUUUCAAACACAUUUGGAAGUUGGAAAAUUAAUACCUACUGUAAUACUACCUAGCAACACAGAAAAAUAUAUGUUGAGAUCAGGGCUGUGCAAGCCCAUAAAUCAGUCUACAACCUGUCCAGGUGUGCAAAAAAGAGCUAUUAAAAUAAUAACUCCUAAACUUUCAUAAUGCUUACACUUGGAAAUCUCUUGAAUAGAUUUAAACCCAGUUUCUUUGAUAGAAAAUCCAUGUCUUGCUGGUUAGUGCUCACUCAGACGUAAUAGCAGAGUAAUACCCACUGGGGCAAUGCUGAAUGUGAAGAACCUUUUGAAGUUUGGGAACCUGCUGGUGAGCCAGCAAAGUGGAAACUUGAGUAGUGCUCUUGAAGUGGUGAGGCAGAAAACCUCAGCAAGAGGAGGAUUGCUAGAGAUGAAGUUUGCCUUCUGGCAGUUUGGCAGUGAAGAAUGGCUUCUUUUGGGUACUCGGUUUUGUACAUCGCUUUCCUCCUGUGGUUAUAGGGUUCUUUUAGUUUUCUUUGGACUUUAUUUCUAUCCUUCAGUAAGAUGUUGUCGUUUCUGCAGUUUUCAGUGUUGAAUCUAGCCUUGAGACAACUUAAUGUUGUUUUCCUGUAGAAAAACCUGCUUCUAGAGAGUUGCAUUUGGUGUCUGUUCCGCAGGCAGUUUGGAAAAGCUAACCUCAGCAUGGCAAUAAAGUCAGCAGAACAAGUUUUUGGUCCGAAAUGUUGAUUUUACAGGCUCAUUGCCCAGCUCCUCCUGCCACAACCAGCGACUCCGGCAUAAGCACCUGCGUUUCACAGCUUAGGUGCCGCACUUUGGGCUCACAGGGUACGCAGAUCCUCCUGUUGUAUUCACCUUUCCUUCCCUUGCUGUAAGCAGUUCAGCUUCCCCAGCUCGCCUGUCGGUGGAUUGAGGGUUGUCAUGGGGAAAACUGAGGUUGUCUGGGGAAAAACUGGGCUGUUUGCAUGGCCUGGAGGUGUCUGAUCAUGGAUAAAAGCAUUGUCUAUCAGCAGGUAUUACUUUAAAGCUUUCACAGUAAUUGGUAGCAUUCGGUUGUGAGCCAAUAUGGGUGUGUAAGUAUCUUCAGGAGAAGGUGGCAUAGUGUGUGCCAUAACCAUUGCUAGUGAUGGAGCUGUGUGUGUUUAGGAGACUUCUGGAAGCAAUGUCGUGCAUAUAAAUUUUGCGUAUUGAAUACCAUAUGUUUGAAUUAGAAAUAUUGUGCUGUUUGGGAUUCCUUUUCAGAGUAAAAUUCCAAUAAACCAGUCUGGUGAAUUGA
Molecule: messenger RNA, 13236 nt
Organism: Neopsephotus bourkii (Bourke's parrot)
Lineage: Eukaryota; Metazoa; Chordata; Aves; Psittaciformes; Psittacidae
Gene: AGO3
Product: argonaute RISC catalytic component 3
Exons: 19
Coding region: 81-2663 (860 amino acids)
Biological process (GO): regulation of stem cell proliferation; regulatory ncRNA-mediated gene silencing
Molecular function (GO): RNA binding; protein binding
Source: RefSeq, a predicted model, not a curated record